AUGAGUUUACAACCAUGGUUGAACACGACGUUGUCUUCAUUCUCGAGCUCUUCCGGUGAAAGUGAUAACUUUUUGUUAAAGAUACCAACAACUAGAUUUGCUCUAAGGAUGGACCUGCAACUACUCGAAAAUCAACUUCCAUUCUUUGUCCUGGAGGAGCUAUACAGUUUAGCUUUCAAAACCCCAACUUUCCGGGAACUUUGUCAUAAAUUCUUAUAUUUGUCCAAUACCUUACCAGCUGAGAUUGUGGUUAAACAUUUCACCGACUUGAGAAGAAGCACCCUUUUUAAAAACUUCCCCCGGAGAAAGGAUUUAGAGCAGGGAUUCAUUUCAGAUGUGCCUUGUGCAGUGAAGUUGCGCGAGUCGGGGGUGAAGUUUAAGGGCAUUGCAGGAACAUCCUUGCUUGACAUAAGAUUUGAGAAGCGAAAGCGGCUGAUUCCAUGGUUUGAAGUUCAUGAACUGCAAAUACCUCAUUUGGUUUUGGCUGAUUAUGGGACUGAACGUUUGCUUCGAAACAUAAUGGCUUUGGAGCAGUGUCACUAUCCAUCAGAUACUCGAGUUUGCAAUUACGUGAGGCUGAUGGAUUAUCUGAUUAAUAAGGAAAAAGACGUGGAUUUGCUUGUUAAAAAAGGGAUUAUAAGGAAUCGUAUGGGGGACAAUAUUUCUGUAGUGAAUUUGUUUAACAGACUUAGCUUGCAAAUUCAUAGAAGCAAGUCGUGUUAUUAUAAAACUAGCAUGGAAUUGAAGGCACACUACAACAACCCUUGGAACCAUACAAAGGCGACAUUAAAAAGUGUCUACUUCAAGAACCUUUGGCGAGGCACGGCCACACUAACAGCAGCUGGAAUUUCAUUGCUAACGCUCUUGCAAACCAUAUCUUUUAUGAACCUCCGUACUUUGUUCCAGAGAACUUGCACAGGAUGGCUUUUGCUAGCCGGCCCUGAUGAUCCUAUGUUCAUGGAUCUUUCGUACAACUUCAUUUCCACCUCGAUUUCGUGGUCAUGGCAGAGUCUCUGGUAG
Messenger RNA from Mangifera indica (mango), 1020 nucleotides. RefSeq names its product UPF0481 protein At3g47200-like. Bases 1 to 1020 code for a protein of 339 amino acids. NCBI's taxonomy places the organism in Eukaryota, Viridiplantae, Streptophyta, Magnoliopsida, Sapindales, Anacardiaceae. The record is from RefSeq and is a predicted model, not a curated record. The transcript is spliced from 2 exons.